GCCACGGAUCUGUCCUCAUCGAGGCUCUGGCUCAGCGCCUCCGCCGUCGCCGCCUUGGUGAGUACAAGCCCCACUGCCUCACUCUGGCGCUGUGGUCCUUCGCGGAACUUGGCGUCAACGACAUGGUCCUGGCGGACAGCAUUGCGUUGGAGCUGCGGCGGGAGGCAGACUGUCUCCAGCCCCAGGAGGUCUGCAACAUCAGCUGGGCGUUGGCUCAUGGCUUCCGCAGCCCGAGGUUGCUUGAUACGCUCCGAGAAGCGUUGGCAGGCGACGUGCUGCGGCGGUUUAAGCCCCAGGAGUUCUCGAGCCUGAUGCAGUCCAUUACGACAGGAGGCGUCCCCCUCCCGGGGCUCUUCGGUCGCUGUGGAGCUCCUGCGCUGAGGCUCGCCAAGAGCAUGAAGGCCAAGCACAUCCUGAGCACGCUCAAGGCAUGCGAAGUGGCUGGGUGUCGGGAGUGCCCCGACCUCGUGCCGCGGCUCCUGGAUGUGGCCGUGGACCAGAUUGGGAACUUCGAGGCCCAUGAGCUGGUGGCGGCCACUUGCGCCGCAGCAGAGCUCUAUCCCGAACACCCAGGAUUCUUCAAAGCCUGCGCCUCCUGCUUGGUGCCCCUGCUCUCCGAGCUUUCGGUGGACAAUCUUGCUGACCUCAGCAACGCCUUCGCCAAGUGCCGA
This is a messenger RNA of Symbiodinium sp. CCMP2456, 671 nucleotides long. Lineage: Eukaryota; Dinophyceae; Suessiales; Symbiodiniaceae. The record is from the annotation of a GenBank genome assembly.